UUGGAUCAUCGCGUGCAGUACGAACGAGCUUUUCAGGUGACAAUUCCGGAAGACUAUCCCAAUAACGCUCUGGUGACAUGCUUUGCUGCUUUUGAUCCCGAUGAAGGCAAAAAUGGCGCAAUAGCGUAUGCAUUAGAUAGUGCAGUGAAGCAGCUUACCUCAGUACCAUUUCGCAUCCAAGAGGAUACAGGCUGUGUCUUUGUGAACACCGAACGACCGUUGGACUUCGAGACAAUCAAACUUUACAAUUUGUCUAUUGAAGUGAUGGAUAACGGUGAGCCGAUGUUAAGUUCGAUAUGCACAUUGCUGGUGGAGCUUUCUGAUGUCAACGAAAAUUUGUUUCCGCCAUUGUUCGAUGACAUUGCACUCGAAACAACUAUUUAU
Molecule: messenger RNA, 384 nt
Organism: Gongylonema pulchrum
Lineage: Eukaryota; Metazoa; Nematoda; Chromadorea; Rhabditida; Gongylonematidae
Source: the annotation of a GenBank genome assembly